This is a messenger RNA of Coniophora puteana RWD-64-598 SS2, 1854 nucleotides long. RefSeq lists its product as uncharacterized. The transcript has 10 exons. The coding region runs from base 1 to 1854 and encodes 617 amino acids. Gene Ontology annotation, cellular component: RNA polymerase transcription factor SL1 complex; RNA polymerase I core factor complex. Gene Ontology annotation, molecular function: RNA polymerase I core promoter sequence-specific DNA binding. NCBI's taxonomy places the organism in Eukaryota, Fungi, Basidiomycota, Agaricomycetes, Boletales, Coniophoraceae. The record is from RefSeq and is a predicted model, not a curated record. Gene Ontology annotation, biological process: RNA polymerase I preinitiation complex assembly; nucleolar large rRNA transcription by RNA polymerase I.
AUGGGACGUCGCCGAAAAUGCCCUCUUUGUGGUUCGAAGCAAUGGCGCAAGAACUCAGUGACUGGUACAGUUGUUUGUAGCGAAGGCCAUGUCCUGCAGAAUUACAUUAAUGAAUCGGGAGAGGCAGAAGAGCUAGGCCCUCACACUAUGCGCAAGCGUACUCUGAAAUCCAGUCGCAAAAGGGGUCAAAAGCUGGGCAAUGCUGACCCUCACUGUAUAGUGUACCACGGCGAUCGUGCCCGUUUCCUUUACUUUCAGUGCUUGCAGUUGCUCUUACGUCGACAGAUUGUCACCUUGACUUCCCUCUGGCAGCUUCCACACGAGUUCGAGCUGAUUUGCAGGGAUGUAUGGAGUUUAUACUUGGACACGCUACCGCGUCCACCUCCGGCAGAGCCAUAUCACUACAGGCAAGAUCAGACGAUGGGCGCGGAAACUAAUAUUACCAACGACAGCGCUCAAGGCACAAAGACCACGGCGCAGCAGCCCCAUCCUCAUGCAGAUACGUCUUCCUCAUCCGAAGAAGAAAUAGAUAAAAGGGUGUCCGAAGAAGAACAAGAGGAAGCUGGUAAUGUGUCUGACCCUGAACUGGCUGCUCUUAUGCGCGAAAAUUCGGCCGCUAGUUCAUCAGAGGACGAGCACGAUUUCCCAGGCCAGCGCGUCAAAGACACUAGCGACACGCUUCGGAGGAAACGGAGCGGAUUAGUAGACCCUUAUGACCGACCAUCUGCUACUGUCGCUGUGUUGAUAGUUUCCCUUUGGAUGAUCCGCUGGCCUAUCCUGUAUUCGGACCUCAUCAAGCUCAUCGAUUAUUACAAGCUUGAGUACCUGGACGCGGUCCGCUUGCUUCCCUCCAACAUUCGGCGUCAUCUAACGAAACAUUCGAAACAAGCGCUUUCUCCUCAGGCAAGACGACGCAUGCCGAAUACAUUGCUUUUACAUCAACUUGCAUCACGGCUCGCAGAGCGGAUGCAUACAAAGUUCGCCAUCUCUACUCCCGAAAUAAACGCAAGUCCAAUCUUGUGGCGCGCAGUUCGAUGUGGUUUGAGCGGUACACCCAUGUUGUAUGCGCUCACCAAACGGCUGUGCAAGGUUCUUUCCGUAUCAAUCGUCCUGCAUCAAUGCCUCGAGACGUCAUCUUUGCACCAUCGAGAACUUGAACCUCCGAGUCGAGGACACAACCGUAUACCUCCGGAGGCGUCGUUUCUCGCGGUAGCAAUUAUUGUGCUGAAACUGGUAUAUGGCCUUGAUGGUGGCCUAAGACGUCGCUUCAGUCCCGACGACGUAGUGGCAUGCUGCUUUCCCGAAUGCGGAGAGUGGCUCAGAUAUCUGAAAGCGCAGGGCAAGUUCAAUUCUGAAUCGCCGGAUACUUUGUUUCGCUCGAAAAAUGAUUUACGCAUUGGUGACUUGGAUGAAGAAACUCUUGAUGGAUAUCUAGAUUUUUGCGAACGCAUACUGGGAGAUGAAGACCCCGCAGCCGAUCUUGCCGUCGACAAUUUUUUCCCGGUCCCUGACAAAGAACGUGGAAACCUAAAUACGAAGGAUGUAACCGGCCCAGCGGAAGCACAGUUUCUAAACACGGAGAUCGGUGGUCCUGAGAAAGGGGACCUCAAUCCUGGGGAAGGCUACACGAUCUUUGAUUCUCGGGACGUCCUGGGAAGCCUUCCUGAAGAUUGUGAAACAGUGAUUGAAGUGUCGGCUCGGUGGGCUGGCGUGAGCGGUGACUACCUAAGCAAUGUUGUGUGCCGAUACGAACGACGGCUUGUACGAUGGUGGGGUGAAGAGCGACGGGCUGAACGGGAAAAAGUAGGCUGUGGCGACAAGUCAAGGGAUGUAGGAUGUAUAUUUAGCGAGUGA